This is a messenger RNA of Colossoma macropomum (tambaqui), 5361 nucleotides long. Its product is annotated as disabled homolog 2. The transcript is spliced from 15 exons. The record is from RefSeq and is a predicted model, not a curated record. Bases 356 to 2440 code for a protein of 694 amino acids. Gene Ontology annotation, biological process: negative regulation of canonical Wnt signaling pathway; receptor-mediated endocytosis; positive regulation of endocytosis. Lineage: Eukaryota; Metazoa; Chordata; Actinopteri; Characiformes; Serrasalmidae. Gene Ontology annotation, cellular component: plasma membrane.
GCAGUUCUGUGGGGGAGUUACCGAGUCUCGGGCUGCAGUAACAUCACAGCGCAUUCCACAGCAGCCCAGAGCUGCCAGCGUCUUAUUAGGAGCAGAGGACUGUACGGCAAAACCACUCGACUGUAGGCUGUCCAAAAACUGUCAUCUGCUCUGCCGGUUCAGAAGAAGAAAAUACAGAGGAAAAAGAGGCUAUGCUAGGUCUCGGUCUCAGUGCCGCGGGUUAACUUGAUAUGGCACAUGCAUCGCUGAAGAUGGUCAAUUUCUGAGUCAGCGUGUGGUGAGCACACUACAGAGUGGAAAAAAGAAAAAGACAGCUGCUUUUGAUCGCCCCAUCACGUGAGGCCGGCCUACCAGCAUGUCCGCAGAGACGGAGUCCAGCACGCCUCCGGCCGAGCAGGCGCCCGUGAAAACACCGUCCAAGAAAGAGAAGAAAAAGACUGCAGCCAGUCCAGAGAAAACAGAUGAGUUCCUGCUAGCCAGGUUCAAAGGUGAUGGCGUUCGGUACAAGGCCAAGCUCAUCGGAGUGGACGAUGUGCCAGAGGCCCGAGGGGACAAAAUGAGCCAAGACUCCAUGAUGAAACUGAAGGGCAAGGCGGCAGCUGCUCGCUCUCAGGGCAAACACAAGCAGAGAGUGUGGGUGAACAUCUCUCUAUCGGGAAUCACCAUUACGGACGAGAAGACAGGGGCAGUGGUGCUGGAACAUGCGGUGAAUAAAAUCUCCUUUAUUGCUCGUGACGUGACUGAUAAUCGAGCAUUUGGCUAUGUGUGUGGCGCCGAGGGCCAGCACCAGUUCUUCGCCAUAAAAACUGCACAGCAGGCGGAGCCUCUUGUCAUUGACCUGAAGGAUCUCUUUCAGCUCAUCUUCAACAUGAAGAAAAAAGAAGCAGAGGGCUCAAAGAAGGAAGAACCAAAUAAAGUAGUAGAGAAUGGCAGCGAAGCUUCACACACCAACGACAGAAAAGGCGUUGAACAGCUGGACUUGUUUGGAGACAUGUCGACCCCGCCAGACUUACAUUCUCCCUCGGAAUCUGAGGACAUCCUCUUAUUGGAUCUGUCCACUGAGAUAGACAGCAACCAGAACUGUGUGAAGGGCAAUCCCUUUACCAGCUCCUCCUCUUCCUCUGCCCUCAGUGUCCAGUCCAGCCUCUCGCCUGAAAACCCCUUCUCCUCCCAGCUCAGCUUCUUCCCCACCCCCAGCCAUGAUCCCUUCAGCGACGACCCCUUCUCCAAAAGCGACAACCAAUCAGCGACUGCUGCGGUCAAUCACAGCUCCAGUCACUUUUUCAAUGGCGGACCCAAGAACGGCGACUCCGACUACCUGGCCCAGCAGUUCGACCAGCUCUCCAACAGGACAGUCAUCCAGGCGCUAAGUAACGGCCAAUGGCCACUAGAUGGCAGAGCAGCAGACAUGGGUGCCUGGACUCAGAAUGACAUACCAGUCAGAGAGCAGAACGGCCACAAUGGAAAGGUAACACCAAACCCAUUUUUGGAGGCUGCUGAGAAGAACCAGCCAGUUCAGAAUGGAGUGAAGCUUGAGAACGGAAGCAAGCCAGAGCCGGCUGUCAAGCAGGCCAAAGAUUCGGUCAUCAUAAGCCCACCUCCGCUCAACACAAAAGCUGGCCGGGGAAGGAGGGCUAUGAAGUCCCCAACGAAUGAAAAAGCUGGAGCGGAUCCGUUCACUUCACCCAACCAGUCGGAAUCGCCAUCUCCUCCUCAGCCAGACAGCACCCCAGCCAACUCUGUCCCUUUUUUCAACAAGAGCCCCAGCAGCUCCUCAGACACCCUCACAGGCCUUGGAGGGUUGUCUAUUGGACCCUCGUCUUCUGCCUCCACUCCUGGUGCAGCCCCAUGGAGCCAGCCCCUCCCAUCCAUCUUGCCCUGCAACAACAGCGUCUCCCAGCCUUUUGCUCAGCCUCCGGCCUUCUCCACCUCUCCAGUACCCAACUGGGGAAGCAACUCUGGAGUUUUUGGGACCUCCCCCACCCAGCAACUUCCAUCCUGGGGCCAGGCCACCACUCCUGUUUCUAAUGGAUCCUGGGCCCAGAACUCCACCCUGGGGAACCCCUUCCAGACCAGCAUCUUUCCUCCAUCUUCAAGCCUAAUUGCUGGGAGUCAGCAAAGCUCCAGCCCUCCUCCACAGAUCCCACCUCGUACAGCACCUGCUAAAGAGCCCCCUAAGAUUGACAGUAAUGCCUUUGUAGACUUGGAUCCCUUAGGAGAGAGGGAGAAGAGGGAUAUCAAGGAUAUGUUCAAGGAUUUCCAAAUGGCUAAACCACCCAAUGCUCCAUCUAAAAAUGAGCCGCUAAAAGUAGGUGGCCAGAACCUUUUUGAUAACCCUUUCGGAGCUUUUGGAGCACCAACACCCGCUACAACUGCUCCUGCUAUCAAGGCCAUAGGAUCAGAUCCCUUUAGAGACCCAUUUGGAAACCCCUUUGCAUGAUGGCCGUUCAUGUCCAUAGGCCUGAAAGGCUCAAGGGCUCCCACUGAAACACAAGCUUUCCAUACAAAAGUGCAACCAGUUCCAGAGCAGAUCUCCAAGCCCUGAUGUCACUUUCAUCCAUUAGUUCCCAAACUGCCAAAGUUCCAUGGAGCCCUUCUCCUUUACCGUACCCUGUAUUCACUCUACACAAACACAGCAAAGUAGCAUACAGUCUGAGAUGAACCUUCAUGACCACAUCUUCAUGACCACAUCAGCCUAAAAAGUGUAACCUUACAUGUACGCUGUCAUGACUGGCAAUGGCAGUUGCUUUGGAUUACCUGGCACUACACCAGUGGUUGUGGUGGCCACUGCCAAAAAAAGCACAAAGUCAACCAGAGGAGACAAAUGAAGUUCUCAUUGCACAAUUAAUAGUAAUGGAAGAAAACUUUCUUUGAAGAUGACUGGACAUACAAGAGCAUGCCUUAGAUCACUCUUUUGUUCUUCAUUGCAGUAUUAUUCCUUGUGUCUUUAAUUUCCUUUUAUGCUUUUUCCUUUCAAGAUGCUUGAUCAGUUUACAUUUAUCGUAGAUUGCGCCUGAUUGGUCGCAGUGGCAUUUUAUGACAAACUUAUUUAGUGGUAUAGAAGCAGCAUUGCCUCUUAUCAGUUAUGAGAAUUAAAUGAUACUUGCUUUUCAUUAGCCAGUCACAAACUGCUUGGUUCCCCAAUGGAUUAUAUAUAUAUAAUAGCAAACUUCUGAAUACCAGCUGACAUGAUUAGUUUUGAUGAUGGACUCUGGACAGACAAAUAACGUCACUCCUAUGGAGGUGGUGGGUAAAUGGACAAGCUUUUCCUGGCAGUCUGCUUUAUAUUGGUGACGUGCAUUAAAAUAACUGUUCAAAAGUUUGGAACCAUAUUCAUGAUUUUUGUUAUUUUACGUACAAUAUGAUUAGGUUGGAUUUAAAGGGGGAUGCUAUUACUUUUUUCAAAAUUCUGCUUAAUGCAACAGUUGAGAUGUAAGCAAAGUCAGAGUGAAAAGGUGCAUUGUAGAAAAACUUACAAACUCAGAUUUCACAGUGGUGAUAAUAGUAUCCAGGAUUCACAUUUUAUUCAUAGUCUAAAAUGAACAGUGAAGCUACACGUGUCUUAUUAGUUUUACAUGUAAUGUUGAUACUGGUAAAACAGUAGCAAAUCCAAGAUAUUAAGCUUUCUCUUGGUACGAUUAUGCCUUACAAAAUGUACUUCUUCACUACGAAUGGAUUUUAAAAGAUAAAUUUUAAGUCAAAAACUAUAAUAAAACAGUGUCUCAGGCAUCAGACAAUGUAGUUGCAACUGUUUUGUGUAAUAACUUUCUUUGAAGGAGCUUUUAGAGGCAUUAAACUCUUCAGAUGUCUGGUUCCUAUCACCACCACAACAAUUCUGAUUCUGUAAGUUUAACUAGAAUGGCACAUUUUUCAAAUCAAACCACUCUGAAUGACUUCAUUGCAUCUUAACUAUUUAGUUUGGAAUUUAAAAAAGGUGGAAUUCCUGUUUCAGUAUUAUGAACUAAACUCCAGUGUGUAUUUUUAGAUGUUUUAUUCAAUAUUUUGGAAAAAAAAACAUAAUUAUUUUAAAAAAAUAUUUAAUUAAGUUACCUGCCUCAAGAUUUGCCCAACACCUUUGAAAUGUAAGGCAUUCUGGAUGUCAGUUUUCUAAAAAAUGUCAUUAAUUUUGUCAGUCAUUAUAGAAUCAUCGACCGCAGUGUUUCUCAACCUUGGUCCUGGAGGCUGCUCUGCACAUUGUGCUGCUUUCUCUGCUUUAUCACACUCACUUUAACCAAUAAUGGGCUGUUAAAGAGCUGAUUAGUUGGAUCCGGUGUGUUGGGAGCAGGGAGAACACUAAAACGUGUGGGGCAGUGGACCUCCAGGACCAGGGUUGAUAAAUGCUGACCUACUGCUCAUCAUUCUGGACACAUCCAGGCUUGACGGGAAGACUAAAUCGUAAGUGGGGCAUUUGAAAACAUUGAGGGGGUAUCCAUGUACCACAAGUCACAUAUUGUUCAGGAGAGCCACAUUUACAGCAAUUCACCAGAGGUCACCCCAUUUAGGAAAUGUGCUCUCUUCUCACAACAUAUAGCGCAUCCCUAUAAUGCAGCCAAUACAUCUUAUUUUUUUUCACAGCUUCCUCCUUAUUGUUUGAGACCUGCGAAGUGAUACUAGAAUCAUUUUAUCUGGAACCAUCUAUCAGAAUCAUUGAUUCCAAGCUAUUGAAUGGUCAUACACAGCAUCUCAGCAGUCUUGAUGGCAUCUGUUCCUGCUGUCCUUUGAACUUGAUCCUUUGCUCUGUUGCUCAUAUUCCUCUCCUUACUCAGUUACUAAGCAUUAUCGAGCUUAAGAGCUCUCUCUCUGUAUCUCUAUUCAGAUGUGUUAAUUUGUUUUGCAUGGACACUGAUCGGCCUGAACCGUUCAGCUAGUACACGAGAACAUCGCUGACCACUUGAUGGCAUUUUGCUGCACUCUUACUUUUUCACCAUGUUACACCGUCCAUCAAAUUAAGUACAGGAAAAUGUUUUCAGCACUAUGAGGUGUACAGAUUGAGACUUUCACUAACCGCUGAUGCGUGUUCACCUCAAAGACUCUCAAGAGUUGAAGGAUAAAAUGAAAAGACGAUCCGCCUGUACUGUACUGGAAGUUGAAGCGAGCCUUGUCAUAAAAGAGCUAUGUGUGUUUGGAACUGUGUGUACUGUAUUUCUGUGUACAUAUAUAAAUAUAUCUACUCUAUUGUGCACUAUGCCAUUUAUCGUGGAUGUUGUAUAACUGAAGUCAAUCGAAACUGUAGUUGUUGCAAUAAACUGGAAUUUCAGUUAGUGGGAUGGGCUCAAAAAAGUGUCCUAUUUAUCUGUAAUACAGUAUUUGAGUAUAUUCAAGUAUGCCUUAAAAUAAAGCAAUGACUGGCUCGUCACUGAA